Rasamsonia emersonii CBS 393.64 is the source of this 390-nucleotide messenger RNA. RefSeq lists its product as uncharacterized. NCBI's taxonomy places the organism in Eukaryota, Fungi, Ascomycota, Eurotiomycetes, Eurotiales, Trichocomaceae. The transcript is spliced from 2 exons. The record is from RefSeq and is a predicted model, not a curated record. The coding region runs from base 1 to 390 and encodes 129 amino acids.
AUGAACGACGAGCUCCUCCUCCUCCUCCUCUUUUAUAGGAUCUUCUUCUGCCAUGUCGCUGCAUCUGCUUCCACAACAUCCAGAUCGAGAGAGAGUUGCGUCGGGCCCAUUCGUCCCAGAGCUGCUUCCAGUACCCUCUCCCAGUAUUUUGAUGUGCGGGGGACAGUUGGCGCUUUCGACGUGAUGCUCUUAUUAAGAGGUAUCAGGGCAAGAUUUGAAGCCUCCGGUUUCAAGGAAUUGAUUAAUGGCGAGUCUGGUCUGUCGGACAGCGACGAACAACAUCUUCCACUCUUCCUCGGCAUCCCAACUAGGUUUGCCUAUAAUAGCAGCCCCGUCUUUCCUGGUAAAGACCCGCUCGAGUCUUGUAAUAGUUUCCCGCACCGUAUUUAA